Molecule: messenger RNA, 1291 nt
Organism: Trifolium pratense (red clover)
Lineage: Eukaryota; Viridiplantae; Streptophyta; Magnoliopsida; Fabales; Fabaceae
Product: WAT1-related protein At4g30420-like
Exons: 7
Coding region: 60-1163 (367 amino acids)
Cellular component (GO): plasma membrane
Molecular function (GO): transmembrane transporter activity
Source: RefSeq, a predicted model, not a curated record
CUCAUGCAUUUCUCUUCAACAUAAGCAUCGAUGGAGUGAUAAAUUUUUGGAAAGCAAAUAUGAGAGGUUUAAACAUGGAGUACUACCUACCAAUAAUUGUUAUGUUGUUGAUACAAUUUAUAUUUGCAGGUCAAACUCUUGGCACAAGAAUUGCACUUUUGGAGGGUAUGAGCCCAAGGGUAUUUGUAGUGUACCGUAGUGCUUUUGCAACUAUUGUUCUUGCCCCUCUUGCUUAUUUUUCAGGGAGAAACUCUGGCUCAUAUUCCUUAAAUUUAAGGAGUUUUUCCUUGAUAUUCUUGACCUCACUAAUUGGAAUUACAAUGAAUCAAAAUUUAUAUUUUGAGGGUCUAUAUCUUGCUUCUUCUUCAGUUGCAAGUGCCAUUUGCAAUCUUCUUCCGGCAAUCACAUUUGUAAUAGCAGUCUUAGUAGGAAUGGAGAAAGUGAAUAUUCGAAGUUUGAGAAGUAUAGCCAAAAUAGUGGGAACAAUUAUAUGUGUAAGUGGAGCAGUGUCCAUAGCAUUGUUGAAGGGUCCAAAGUUGCUAAAUGCAGAAAGCAUACCUUCAAAAUCAAUCUUUGGUUUAGCCUCAGAAAGUGAUGAGAAUUGGUUGCUUGGAUGUUUGUCUCUUCUAGGAUGCAUUGUUGCAUGGUCAAUUUUUCUAAUUUUGCAGGUUCCAGCUUAUGCAAGUCAUCCAAAUUACUUAUCACUUUCAGCUUGGAUGUGUUUUAUGGCAACAUUACAAUCAGCAGCAGUUACACUAUUCUUGGAGCCAAACCUUAAUGAAUGGAAGAUUAAUUCUCUACUUCAACUUGGUUGUUCAAUAUAUGCAGGAGUUAUGGGUUCUGCAGUAACAUUCUGUCUCCAAACAUGGUGCAUUAAAAGGAGAGGACCUCUCUUCUAUGCUAUGUUUACUCCUGUUUUCACAUUAAUUUGUACUGUAUUGGCUGCUUUAUUACUACAUGAAGAAAUAUACAUUGGAAGCUUGAUAGGUGCAAUUGGAGUGAUCAUUGGUUUGUAUAUUGUGCUUUGGGGUAAAGCUGAAGAUAUAGUUGAUGUGAAAAAGAACAUAGAUCCAAAAGCUAUGGUUGAUGAGACAGAGGAAGCAUAUUGUAAAACUGAUUUAGAAGAACCUCUUUUACAUGCUGAAUCUACCUCACAUCAUUGAUAUUCAUUGAAAGGACAUUGUGCUAUAAUUAAUGAUCAAUAUCAUCACAAUAGAUUAAGUUAUAUUUUAUCUUGUUAUGUUUGUAUAAGUUCUCUGUUAUAAGAGAAUUAGAAAAUGAAAUUAAUCUC